Messenger RNA from Eucalyptus grandis, 501 nucleotides. RefSeq lists its product as uncharacterized. Gene Ontology annotation, cellular component: cytoplasm; nucleus. Bases 1 to 501 code for a protein of 166 amino acids. The record is from RefSeq and is a predicted model, not a curated record. Gene Ontology annotation, molecular function: 3'-5' exonuclease activity; nucleic acid binding. Lineage: Eukaryota; Viridiplantae; Streptophyta; Magnoliopsida; Myrtales; Myrtaceae. The transcript has a single exon.
AUGCACGACAGAGGUGUGUUUGGCCUCGUCACUUGCUGUCCCAACGUUGUCCAAUGUUGGAUCUCCAUCUACCUUCUCUCCGCCUGUCACCACCCCUGGAUAGUUGGAUUCGACAUCAAGUGGUGCCUGGGCUUUGCACGCAGUGUCCACCACCUCGUUGCGACCCUUCACCUCUGCAUCGACCGUUGCUGCCUCGUCCCCCAGAUCAGUUGCACUUGUUACCUCACCCAGUUGCUUCAUGACGCCUUCGACGAACAAAGACUCAUCUUCAUCCGCGUUUGGAUCGCCUCCGACUUGGUGAGGCUGAGCCAGAACUACGGCUUGGGGGCGGAGAUGGCAGUGGAUCUGGCGAAAGGAGACAAUCUGGAGGGAGUUGAAGAGAGCAAGUUUGACGAUGCUGGCGAGGGACCUCAAGAGCGAGAUCUGGAGAUCCCGCGGGAGGUUGCGUUGGGCAAGUGGAAUUUACAAAGAUUUUCAGUUUUUUUUUUCAAAGAUUCUUAA